AUGGCUCGGUUCGGAUUGGGAGAGAGGAAAUUCUCAUGGACAGCAACUCAUCCUCAACAUCAUUUCACUAUCGAUCAGUUUGAGGAAAUUGGAAUAGAAGUCACCAAGAAACUGAGAGCUUUCUAUUGGUUUUGUCGGCCCCACACAAUCAUUGGCACUAUACUAGGCAUUACUUCAGUGUCCCUCCUACCAAUGAAGAGCCUAGAUGAUUUAAGUGUCACAGUUCUAUGGGGAUUUCUUGAGGCUUUAGCCUCCGCUUUAUGCAUGAACAUUUAUGUAGUAGGGCUGAAUCAGCUGUUUGACAUUGAAAUUGACAAGGUCAAUAAGCCAACUCUCCCAUUGGCUUCUGGGGAGUUUUCAGUGACAACUGGAGUAUCGUUAGUUGUGGCAUUCUUGGUCAUGAGCAUUAGCAUUGGAAUAAGAUCCAAAUCUUCUCCAUUGAUGUGUGCCUUGCUUGUCAGCUUCCUUCUUGGAAGUGCCUACUCUAUAGAUGUUCCACUGCUCCGAUGGAAGCGACAUCCCUUUCUCGCUGCAUCCUGCAUACUUGUUGUGAGGGCUAUAUUGGUUCAAUUAGCUUUCUUUACACACAUGCAGCAACAUAUUCUGAAGAGGCCAUUCGCGCCAACAAGGUCCGUUGUGUUUGCAACAUUGUUUAUGUGUUGCUUCUCUGCAGUAAUAGCUCUAUUCAAGGAUAUCCCUGAUGUUGAUGGAGACAGAGAUUUCGGCAUUCAAUCUUUGAGUGUACGGUUAGGUCAACAGAAAGUGUAUAGGCUCUGCAUUAAUAUGCUCAUGACAGCAUAUGCGGCUGCAAUUUUGCUAGGAGCAUCAUCUCCAAAUCUGUAUCAAAAGAUUGCCACUGUGUUUGGCCAUGGCUUGCUUGCUUUUGUGCUUUGGCAGAGAGCACGACAAUUUGACAUCGCAAAUAAGACAUGCAUCACACCAUUUUACAUGUUCAUUUGGAAGUUAUUCUACGCCGAGUAUUUCCUCAUACCAUUUAUGUAGUAAGAAUCAUGCCAGGGAAACCACCAUCUAGUAUAGACAUGUAAAAUUCAUUUUCUG
Molecule: messenger RNA, 1059 nt
Organism: Panicum hallii
Lineage: Eukaryota; Viridiplantae; Streptophyta; Magnoliopsida; Poales; Poaceae
Product: homogentisate geranylgeranyltransferase, chloroplastic-like
Exons: 12
Coding region: 1-1002 (333 amino acids)
Cellular component (GO): membrane
Molecular function (GO): prenyltransferase activity
Source: RefSeq, a predicted model, not a curated record